Symbiodinium necroappetens is the source of this 2952-nucleotide messenger RNA. The record is from the annotation of a GenBank genome assembly. NCBI's taxonomy places the organism in Eukaryota, Dinophyceae, Suessiales, Symbiodiniaceae.
GUACGAGAUUUCGAUAUGAUGAGGCUUCUGGCCUUGACUUUGGCGCUGGGAGCAACAGUUGCAUCACUGGCGCAGCAGGAAGACUGUGCGGACGAGCCCGACAACUUUUCCAGAUUGUCGGAAGUCAGUCUCCUCCAGUCACACACCGUGACGCAUGCAACGACCUUCGGGCAGCAUGGGCUCGGACGCAGUGCCGUGGAGGCAGCUACAGGUGGGCUCGGCCUGCCUGUGGCCAUUACCGUUGCAGCGGCCAUUGCGCUCUUCGUGCUCGACAAAACCUAUGAGUCGGUCCAGGAGUACUCGGCCAUCUUCGCAGAGUUUCUGGGGACCUUCGCUCUCGUCUUUACCGUGGCCUGCUGCGUGGCCACCGGCAGCGCGGUCUGGAAUGCCACGGCGAUUGCAUGCGUGCUCAUGGUCAUGGUCUAUGGCACAGGACCUGUGUCUGGCGGCCACCUGAACCCUGCCGUGACGCUCGCUUUGGCCUGGUCCGAGAAGUUCCCGUGGGAAAAGGUGCCCGUCUACUGUGCGACCCAGAUCACGGCCGGCAUAGCCGCCGGCAGCUGCGCAGCCAACCUCUUCGGUCUCGAGACUGCUUCGCCUCUUGCUCCAGUCGGUGAGUUCACGUGGCCUUAUGCCUUCUUCGUGGAGGCAACUUACACCUUCAUGCUUUGCUUUGUGGUCCUGAACACAGCAGCAUCGAAGCGGAACAACGAAAAAGGCGAUGGCAACCAGUUCUUCGGUUUGGCCAUCGGCUUUGUCAUCAUUGCUGGCGGCUAUGCCUCCGGAGACGUUUCAGGUGCUUGCUUCAAUCCUGCUGUCGCCUUUGGCUUGGACUUCUCCAGCAUCAACUCUGGAAUGAGCUGGGGCUUUGGGUGGACGGGCAUGGAGAUUUUCGGAGCCGGGUGCGCAGCGCUGGCAUUCCGCUUUGUCCGGCCCGAGGACUUUUCCUUGGUCGAGCUCAGCACAUACGAGCCGAGUUUGCCCGUGAAGUUGGUGAGUGAAUUCUUGGGCACCUUCAUGCUCGUCCUCACGGUGGGGCUGAACGUGGUGCUCGGCUCUGCCUCAACAGCUUGGUCGGCUGCAGCUGCGCUGAUGUGCAUGAUUUAUGCACUGGGCGACGUGUCUGGCGCUCACUUUAACCCCGCUGUCUCCCUCGCCGUGAAGCUCAGAGGCAAGUGCAGCUGGACUGACUUCGGGACCUACAUUCCGGUGCAACUUCUCGCCGGGGCCAGCGCCGGAGCCAUUGUAAGCGUCUUUCACAAGAUCGGCACCGGCAAGGACAGCGCCCAUUUCUUGGAGCCGGGGAAGGGGCACAGCGUGGUCGAAGCUGGCAUUGCCGAGAUGGUCUUCACCUUCGUCCUGUGCUACGUGGUCUUGGCCACUGCGACUAUCGCCAAGCCCGGGUCGCAGCUGACCAAGCAGAACUUCUACUUCGGCUUGGCAAUCGCCUCGUGUGUCACUGCCGGUGGCUUUGCUGCUGGAGCACUGUCCGGUGGUGAGCUGAACCCGGCGGUGUCAACAGGACUUACGGUGGCCAGCUCCAUCUACUCACCUGCGGGAGCCGAAAGCAAUGGUUCGGCGAUUGUGAAUUUGCUCGCAUUUAGCGGCUUUGAGUUCGCCGGAGCGCUACUGGCCGUGAUUGCGUUCUAUGUGACCCACCCGACGGAGAUGGAAAAGGAAGCGACCUGGUACUCCUGCUAUGUGGCCGAGUUCCUGGGCACCUUUGUGCUGGUCUUUACCGUGGUUUGCAACGUGCUGGCUUCCAACGAGAACUGGUCACCUACUUCAAUUGCUUGCUCCUUGAUGGUCAUGAUCUAUGCAACGGGAGGAGUGUCCGGAGGUCACCUGAAUCCAGCAGUCACCUUUGCCAUUUCUUUGGCGACCGGUGAUUGGUCGUUGAAAGCAGUGGGGUAUGUCGCAUCACAGCUCGUCGGUGGCAUUGCCGCUGGUUUCGCUGCUUGCAGCCUGUUCACAGAUGUGGCCGAUGUUGGUGCGAAGGAUCCUUAUCACCUAUCCUACGCACUGAUGGCAGAGCUCAUCUACACUGCCAUGUUGGCCUUCACCGUGCUUAAUGUCGCGGUCUCUAAGCGCAACAACCCUGGCACUGAUGGCAACAACUUCUAUGCCUUAGCUAUUGCCUGGGUCAUCAUCGCCGGAGGCUAUGCGGUCGGAGGAGUCUCAGGCGCCGCCUUCAACCCGGCAGUGGCCAUCGGCCUGGAUGUCUCGAGCUACAGCAAGGGCGUCGGCAUGGGCUUUCUCUGGGGUUUGUUUGAACUUCUGGGAGCUGUGGUGGCAGUGGCGCUCUACCGGGUGCUUCGGCCGGAGGACUAUCUCGAUCUUGACACCGCUGCCUUGGACAACUACCAACCUUCGUUGUCAGCAAAGCUCCUCAGUGAGUUCCUUGGCGUCUUCAUGCUCGUGCUGACUGUCGGCCUCAACCUUGUGAAUGGCUCCCCGGCGACAGCGUGGUCGGCAGCGGCAGCUUUGAUGUGCAUGAUCUAUUGUUUGGGAAACAUCUCCGGAGCUCACCUCAAUCCUGCUGUGACCAUGGCCGUUGUGGCCAGUGGCCGAAAGCUCUGUCAUCACUCUGAAGGCGUAGCUUACGCUUCGACGCAGCUUUUGGCAGGCACAGUCGCGGGCUUUGUUUACAGCAUGUACCAUGCUGCUGGACCGAAGAAGGCAGAUUACAUUGGGCUUGGGCCUGGCCCUGGAUCGGACUACACCUUGACGCAGGCUGGCCUCGUGGAGCUGUCUGCCACUUUGCUCUUGGCCUACGUCGUGCUCAGCUGCGCCACAGUCCCCCCAGCCGGGGGCGAUACCAAGACUAAAAACAGCUUCUACUUCGCCUUGGCCAUCGGGUCGUGUGUUACGGUUGGUGGCUUUGCCAUCGGUGCAGUGUCCGGAGGCCGAGAGCAAAGGGAACUUCGCAUUUCUGGGGUGUGCGGCCGCUGA